This is a messenger RNA of Macrosiphum euphorbiae (potato aphid), 231 nucleotides long. Lineage: Eukaryota; Metazoa; Arthropoda; Insecta; Hemiptera; Aphididae. The record is from the annotation of a GenBank genome assembly.
AUGGAGGAUAAAAGUAGUACCACAGUUGAAGUACAAUACGUUGAAAUACAUUAUGCCGACAGUGUUGUGAUGUUGUACAUUACUGUUGCCACGUUAUUGGUCGGAACGGGACACGUAGACACGUCGUGCCACGUCACCAAUUAUAAUAAUGGUGGUGGGGCUGGCCAGACGAGAAUGGAGAGUGAACCGUCUACCGGCCGCCGUCGUCCGGUAAUAGAAAGAGCGUACUAG